Aedes aegypti (yellow fever mosquito) is the source of this 2649-nucleotide messenger RNA. RefSeq lists its product as uncharacterized. The coding region runs from base 250 to 2376 and encodes 708 amino acids. Gene Ontology annotation, cellular component: mitochondrion. The transcript is spliced from 8 exons. NCBI's taxonomy places the organism in Eukaryota, Metazoa, Arthropoda, Insecta, Diptera, Culicidae. Gene Ontology annotation, molecular function: protein serine/threonine kinase activity; ATP binding. The record is from RefSeq and is a predicted model, not a curated record. Gene Ontology annotation, biological process: autophagy of mitochondrion; positive regulation of mitochondrial fission; regulation of apoptotic process.
AGUCAUUUUAUUGGCAGUGGGGCAAUGAGUAAGAACAGCUGCUGUCGUUCGAACGAAAACAAAAACAGAGAAAAAUUCUCGAACUUGCUUGAAAAGUUGUAGAGGAAUUUAUUUCUAUCGGAAAAGCAGCGAAUUCUAUCCGGUUACAUCUGCAGUGCGAAAAAAAACGAUUUCAAAGCGUGCGACGAACUUGAUAGAAAAGCCUGCCCAAAGGGAGAGGUGAGAGGUUGAAAAUUACGCAAAAAGAAAAUGUCGUUUCGGCUGCUGACGACGCGAAUUUACAAACAUGGUCGAUUGUUGGUUCAGAGCUACUUCAAGCGAGACAUUCACGUCAACAUUUUGGACAACGGUCGCAACCGGGGCAUUCCCAGCGAACUGAAAGCUGGCGGAGCGCUCAAACGGCCGGAACUUCUGAACCAGAAUCAUCUCCGGACCAACAGUUUCCUGCGCUUCGGAAGCCAGGCGCGCCGUUUGUUUGUGGACAAUGUGCUCAACCGGGUCACCAAUCCAAUCUCGGCCGAGCUCCGGCAGCAGGCUGCUAAGCGAUUGAUGUUUGGAGAUUCGACGCCUUUUUUCGCAUUAGUGGGAGUGAGCCUGGCCUCUGGAGAUGGGAUGCUUACCAAGGAUGAUGAACUGGAAGCCGUAUGCUGGGAGAUUCGGAACGCUGUAUCCAAAUUUCAAACCAAAGCCGGUGAACAAGAUAUCGAAAAACGCCUAGACGAAGAACUUGGUCUUAAUACGCUGAAUAUUGGUCCACCACUGGCCAAGGGAUGCUCAGCAGUAGUAUACGCUGCAGCACUCAAAGAAGAAACCGAAUCCGUCAACAGCGUCCCAUGCGAACCCGCUGAACACAUUGACUUAAGUGCUGAAACGGAGCAGCUUCUUUCGCCGACUCAAAAUAUGGGACGAUUCAUCCACAAUUUUGGCGGCAGCGUCGAUAAUUUGCACGGCAGUGGUAUUCGCGAAAGCCCUCGGUACAAUACGGCUGUUCCGCUGCAACGAAAUCUACAGGAUAUGGCCAUCGACGGUCUUAGGCAGGCGGUUGGCCAGGAUAACGAACCGAAUGUCGAGACUCAAAGAAACCGAGAAAAGAAGCGAGGUCGGGUCCGGUUCGAUAGCGAAAGUAUGGCGAGCCGAAGGUCCCGACUGUUGUCCGACGCGGUUGAUGAAUUUUUGUAUGUACAGUCGGGCGAUAGUGAUAUAGUUGCGACGCUUCAUGAAUAUAAUAUGGACGCAACCAUGGAAGAAUAUCCAUUGGCGCUGAAAAUGAUGUUUAAUUACGAUAUUCAAAGCAAUGCCAUGGCUAUUUUGAAGGCAAUGUACAAGGAGACGGUUCCAGCAAAAAGAAGGAAUGCAACCGAAGUCGAUAGCUGGGAAAAAUCCCUCAUCGAACGAACGGCUUUUCUUCCUCCGCACCCGAACGUCGUCGAAAUGUACGGAGUAUUCUGUGAUCAAAUUCCGGACUUGCAUAUGUCUUCUUCCCUCUACCCGAUGGCGCUACCCCCUCGAAUAAAUCCCCACGGCUACGGGCGCAACAUGAGCCUAUUCCUGCUGAUGAAACGAUACAAUUGUAGCCUGCACGAUUAUUUGUCCCAAACGUCGUCUCUCGAUCUUCGCACGCGGAUCUUGUUGUUUGCACAACUAUUGGAAGCAGCCGCCCACAUGAACCGAUACGGGGUGGCUCACCGUGACCUGAAAAGUGACAACAUCUUGAUCGAGAUACGGCCGAAUAUGCCGCCAAACUUGGUGCUGUCCGAUUUUGGCUGCUGCAUAGCUGAUAAAUCCUACGGACUGCAGGUGCCUUACUCAUCCGGGGAAAUCGACAAAGGGGGCAAUACCGCUCUGAUGGCACCGGAAAUCAUCAACAAGCAACCCGGAACCUUUUCGGUGCUUAACUAUGCCAAGUCGGAUCUCUGGGCUUGUGGAGCAAUUGCCUACGAGAUUUUCGGUUCCCACAAUCCAUUUUACGGUGGAAAGAGCGAUCCUAGCACUUUGAAAAAUGUGAACUACAGGGAUAAUCAGCUUCCACCCAUGAAUGAGAACGUGCCGCAUGUCGUACAGAAGUUAGUCGAGAAUAUGCUGCGCCGAAAUCCAAAUGAGCGACUUGGUCCGGACGUAGCGGCUAACGUCAUGCAGCUUUUCCUGUGGUCUCCAUCGUCCUGGAUGAAAACCGGGUUCACUCCUUCCAGCAACGAGAUUCUGCAGUGGUUGUUGAGCUUGACGACCAAAAUUUUGUGCGAGGGUCGCCUCCAGCCGGAUAAUGAAACCAUGGGUCGCCGAACCUACACGGAGUAUUUGCUGAUUUCCAGCUUUUUGGCUCGUGCACGCAUUCGUCGGAUCAAACGUGCCCUCGAUUGGAUCCACGCUGUACAAUAGUGGGAUGUAAGAGCACUGCGACAUUGAACGCAACCAUAUUGUACUGAGCUACUUAAAGACUUGUGUGAUUUGUAUAUUUAUGUGCUUAUCGAUCGAUGUAUAAUCAAUUUAUUGAUAACUCCACUAACGGAAAACAAAAUAGUAGGUAAUAUAGGUAAAUGCCUGAUUAUCGUGUUAGAUUGUGUACAGCAAACCAUAUGUUGAUAUUUUAUUGAUGCUAAAGCAACUUAUUGUAAUAUAUUAUGAACUGAAAAUAUAUAAGUUGUUAUUGCA